Messenger RNA from Thalassophryne amazonica, 2774 nucleotides. RefSeq names its product cleavage and polyadenylation specific factor 2 (gene cpsf2). Lineage: Eukaryota; Metazoa; Chordata; Actinopteri; Batrachoidiformes; Batrachoididae. The transcript has 15 exons. Gene Ontology annotation, biological process: mRNA 3'-end processing by stem-loop binding and cleavage. Gene Ontology annotation, molecular function: RNA binding. Bases 153 to 2516 code for a protein of 787 amino acids. Gene Ontology annotation, cellular component: mRNA cleavage and polyadenylation specificity factor complex. The record is from RefSeq and is a predicted model, not a curated record.
ACACAUGAUGUAGCGGCAAACAUGUCUGCUUGUAAAGUCAAAAACGUUAGCCAAAAUGUCUUAAUGUGGGGAUGAUACAUGUUCCACUUAUUUAAAAUUGAAGGUGUCGUAUAUUUAUAUCAUUCCUAAUUAUUGGGUGACAACUGAACACCAUGACGUCCAUUAUUAAGCUGACAGCCGUAUCGGGGGUUGAGGAGGAGUCAGCCCUUUGUUAUAUGCUGCAGGUGGAUGAAUUUCGCUUCCUCUUGGACUGUGGCUGGGAUGAGAAUUUCUCAAAUGAUGUCAUUGACGCAUUGAAAAGAUAUGUUCAUCAGGUUGAUGCUGUGCUUAUCUCACACCCUGACCCCAUACAUCUGGGAGCUCUGCCAUACGCUGUGGGAAAGUUGGGCCUGAACUGUACUAUCUAUGCCACAAUUCCUGUGUACAAAAUGGGUCAGAUGUUCAUGUAUGAUCUAUAUCAGUCUCGGAACAACAGUGAGGAUUUCACACGCUUCACACUUGAUGAUGUGGAUUCUGCUUUUGACAAAAUCCAACAGCUGAAGUAUUCUCAGAUUGUCAACUUGAAAGGGAAAGGACAUGGUCUUUCCAUAACUCCACUUCCAGCUGGUCACAUGAUUGGAGGGACAAUAUGGAAAAUUGUGAAGGAUGGCGAGGAGGAGAUUAUUUAUGCUGUGGAUUUCAAUCACAAGAGAGAGAUUCAUUUGAACGGCUGUACGUUGGAAACCCUUAGUCGUCCUUCCUUGUUUAUCACAGACUCCUUCAAUGCUUCAUAUGUACAGCCCCGCCGCAAACAAAGGGAUGAGCAGCUCCUUACCAAUGUGAUGGAGACCCUCCGUGGUGAUGGAAAUGUCCUUCUUGCUGUGGACACAGCUGGCCGUGUGUUGGAACUGGCUCAGCUUUUGGACCAAAUUUGGAGGACAAAGGAUGCUGGGUUGGGAGUCUACCCGCUCGCCCUUCUUAAUAAUGUCAGCUACAACGUGGUGGAGUUCUCCAAGUCCCAGGUGGAGUGGAUGAGCGAUAAACUCAUGAGGUGUUUUGAGGACAAGAGAAACAACCCUUUCCAGUUUCGUCACCUGACCCUCUGCCACAGUCUUUCGGACCUGGCCCGUGUACCCAGUCCUAAGGUGGUGCUUUGCAGCCAGCCAGACCUUGAGUCUGGCUUUUCUCGAGAGCUGUUUAUCCAGUGGUGCCAAGACGCCAAAAAUUCAAUCAUCCUAACCUACCGUACUUCACCUGGAACCCUGGCCCGCUACCUUAUUGACAAUCCCGGAGAGAAGAUGCUCGAUCUAGAGGUGAGAAAAAGAGUAAAGCUUGAAGGCAAGGAGUUGGAAGAAUUUCUUGAAAAAGAGAGACUGAAAAAAGAAGCAGCGAAAAAACUUGAACAAGAAAAAGAGGUGGAUGUGGACUCCAGCGAUGAGAGUGAUGUGGAUGAUGACCUGGAUCAGCCAGCUGCUGUGAAAAUUAAACACCACGACCUGAUGAUGAAGUUAGAAGGGAGUCGUAAAGGCAGUUUCUUCAAACAAGCUAAAAAGUCUUACCCCAUGUUUCCCAUACAUGAAGAAAGAGUCAAAUGGGAUGAAUAUGGGGAAAUAAUCAGGGUAGAAGACUUUCUGGUUCCUGAACUGCAAGCAACAGAGGAGGAGAAAAGUAAACUGGAAUCUGGGUUGACCAAUGGUGAUGAGCCUAUGGACCAGGACCUUUCUGUUGUCCCAACCAAAUGCAUCUCCAGUGUAGAAAAUCUUGAAAUUAGAGCCAGGGUAACAUACAUAGACUACGAAGGCCGCUCUGAUGGCGAUUCUAUAAAAAAGAUCAUUAAUCAGAUGAAACCCAGACAGCUGGUGAUCGUUCACGGGUCUGCAGAAGCCAGCCAGGAUUUGGCUGAUUCCUGCAGGGCUUUCAGCAAGGACAUCAAAGUCUACACUCCCAAACUGCAGGAGACUAUAGAUGCCACGAGUGAGACACACAUCUACCAGGUGUGGUUGAAAGACUCCUUGGUGAGUUCUCUGCACUUCUGCAAGGCCAAAGACACAGAGCUGGCAUGGAUCGAGGGGGUGUUGGACAUGCGCGUUGUGACUGUAGACACGGGGGUGAUGCUGGAGGAGGGUGUGAAAGAGGACGCUGAGGAUGGUGAGCAGUCUAUGGACACUGCCCCUGAGCUUGGCAGUGACAACAGCGCCACACAAGUGGCAACACAGCACGCCAUGAAGAACCUGUUUGGAGAGGAUGAGAAAGAGCCGUCUGAAGAGAGCGACGUCAUUCCCAGCCUGGAGCCACUGCCACUACAGGAGAUUUCAGGGCAUCAGUCUGUGUUCAUCAACGAGCCACGCCUGUCAGACUUCAAGCAGGUUCUGCUGAGAGAGGGAAUCCAGGCUGAGUUCGUGGGAGGAGUGCUGGUUUGCAAUAACAUGGUGGCCGUCCGCAGGACGGAAGCUGGGCGUAUCGGUCUGGAAGGCUGCCUGUGCCAUGAUUACUACAAGAUCAGAGAUUUGCUCUAUCAGCAGUAUGCUGUGGUGUAAUGUGCCGCCUCAGUACAGACUGAACCCAGACACCUUUGCCCUGUGGGUGGCUCCAGCUGUUCCACUCAAAACAUUGUACUUUUUCUACUUUUGGUCAUGGUUGUUAUUAUUUUUAUUUGCCUGUUUACCUUUGUGACUUGAAGUGUAGAUGCUGGACAGUCUCCUUAUCGCCGUGCCCACCCUACUGUACAGUAGUUCUUAUGAAAUGUUUGGAUUCCUCAUCUCACAAUCUCAUUAAAACAAUAUCUUUCAAAUAUG